AUGAAAGCCUAUCUGAACACACUUGGUUAUGAUGUUUGGCAAUCCGUGGUAGAUGGAUACACACCUCCAUCAACUCCUCCGACCGAUGCAGCAGGAAAGAGGAAAAGUGAGAAUAAUGCCAAAGCAGAACAUGCUCUCCUAUGCAGCCUGGCUUAUUCUGAAUUUACAAAAGUCAUGCAUUGCAAAUCAGCAAAAGAGAUAUGGAACAAACUGAAAAAUAUCUAUGAAGGGGAUGAAAAGGUAAGAGAGGCCAAGCUUCAAUCACUUAGAAUGAAAUUUGAAAGCCUUAAAAUGAAGGAAGAUGAAGAUAUCGCCACCUACUUUUUGUGUGUGAAUGAAAUCGUAAAUGCAAUCACAACAUUAGGAGAAGAAGUUGAAGACACACCUCUUGUUCGAAAGUUGUUGAGAACUUUGACAAUAAAAUUUGAUCCUAAGAUAUCAGCAAUAGAAGAAAUGAAGGAUUUGAAAACAUUAACAAAAGAUGAAUUGUUUGGAAUCCUCACAGCCUAUGAAAUGAGGAGAGAAGACAAACCAUCACAAAAGGAGGUAUCUUUCAAAGCAUCAAAGAAGGGAAAGAACAAAAAUCAUACACCAAAAGAGAGUACAAGCAGUGAAUCAGAUGAGGUUGAAGCUUACUUCAUGAGAAAGUUCAAAAAGGGCAAAGGCAAAUUCCCUUUCAAAUGUUUCAAUUGUGGCAAGGUUGGGCAUUAUGCUUCAAAGUGUCCUCAAAAUGAAAGUGAUAGUAGUGAAGAGGAGAAGAAAAGCUAUUCAAAGAAGAAAGGAAAGAAAUACUUCAAGAAGAACUACUCAAAACAUAAGAAAAGCUUCUACUCUAAGCAAAGUUCCAGUUCAUCGGAGGAAAGUUCUGAAGAUAUGUCCAGCGGUGAUGGAGAAGAGAUUAUUUUAUGGCAAUGA
Cryptomeria japonica (Japanese cedar) is the source of this 915-nucleotide messenger RNA. RefSeq lists its product as uncharacterized. Gene Ontology annotation, molecular function: nucleic acid binding; zinc ion binding. The transcript has a single exon. The record is from RefSeq and is a predicted model, not a curated record. The coding region runs from base 1 to 915 and encodes 304 amino acids. Lineage: Eukaryota; Viridiplantae; Streptophyta; Pinopsida; Cupressales; Cupressaceae.